This is a messenger RNA of Cornus florida, 2504 nucleotides long. Its product is annotated as acyl-coenzyme A thioesterase 2, chloroplastic-like. NCBI's taxonomy places the organism in Eukaryota, Viridiplantae, Streptophyta, Magnoliopsida, Cornales, Cornaceae. Bases 128 to 1960 code for a protein of 610 amino acids. Gene Ontology annotation, molecular function: fatty acyl-CoA hydrolase activity. The record is from RefSeq and is a predicted model, not a curated record. Gene Ontology annotation, biological process: acyl-CoA metabolic process. The transcript has 5 exons.
GCUGCUGCUGCUGCUGCUUCAUCAAAUAAACUCAUCCUUUGAGGGAUCAAAACCUUUUAAAAGACUUUCCAAUCUCAUGAUACCAAUAACCAGAGUUCCAUAAUCACAUUCUUUCCUCCUUUAAACAAUGAAGCCACCAAUACCUCCAAUUUCUCACCACCUCUUCAAACCAACCUCUUCCAAUUAUUUUUUGUGCAACACCAGAUCACCAUCUUCACUUCAUACACUUGCUUCUCACUUUCUCUCAUCAGAUCUAACCUCAACACAGUCUGUACCAAAACCCCAACUUAAUCCCAACCAAAAUCCCCAAAACAAAGAACCCAUCAAUACCCAAUUGCCAAAUUCAUCAAAACAAUCAAAACCCAUCAACGAAACCACAUUUGGUGAUCUAGUCUCUUAUCCAAAGCCCCAAAUCAAUGAUUAUGGCAAUACCCACUUGCAUGAUUCAUUAAACCUACCGAAACCCACCAUCAGAAGAUUCAAAACCAACUUUAAAGGUUAUGUAUUUUGGAGCAAUGAAACUAUCAAUACCCCUUUGGGUGAUUCGUUUACGAAAUCAAAACGCAUCAUCAAAACUCUCGAGCCAAUCCUACCCAAAUUUACCUGGAAUAGGCCAUUCUCAGCCACAAAGUUACUCUCCUUUGUGGAACGUAACUCCUCUCCUUCCAAUCCAAUCCCUGUUGUUUCCACCGUAAGUUCACCAUCUGAGAGCUCUCCACCAAUUGAUGCCGGUUCUUCAAUCCGAAAACCAAUCAGUUUAUGGCCAGGAAUGUACCAUUCACCCGUGACAAAUGCACUAUGGGAAGCUCGAUCGAGCAUUUUUGAAAGACUUUCUAAUGCUCCAAGUGAAGCUCCUCUACCGAAUGAAUUGAUCACGAAAACUCCUUCACAGAGCCGGACUAGUGUUCACUACAAAUUCUCAUCUGAUUAUAUACUUAGAGAGCAGUAUAGGAACCCCUGGAAUGGGGUCAGGAUGGGGAAAUUGCUUGAGGACCUUGAUGCUCUUGCAGGAACCAUAUCCUUCAAGCACUGUUCAAAUGAGGAUAGCACAAGAAGACCCCUAUUACUGGUCACUGCUUCUGUGGAUAAGAUAGUUCUCAAGAAACCAAUCCAUGUUGAUACUGAUUUAAAGAUAGUUGGUGCUGUUACAUGGGUUGGGCGGUCAUCCAUGGAGAUUCGACUAGAAGUGAUUCGGUCCACAGAAGAAAUAUCUAAUCCCUCAGAUUCAGUUGCUCUCACAGCAAACUUCACUUUUGUGGCUCGUGACUCAGAGACUGGUAAAUCAGCUCUGGUCAACCAGAUCUCACCUGAAUCUGAACAAGAAAAAUUGCUUUGGCAAGAAGCAGAAGAAAGGAACAAAAUGAGAAAAAAGAAUAGAGGAGAACAUAAAAAGGUGAUUGAGGAUUGGGAAGUAGAUAGGCUCAACGAGUUGCUAGCUGAAGGGCGGGUCUUUUGUCACAUGCCAGCUUUGGCAGAUAGAGAUAGCAUUCUUAUGAGGGAUACUUGCCACCAAAACUCUUUGAUUUGCCAGCCACAGCAAAGGAACAUCCACGGUCGAAUAUUCGGAGGAUUUUUAAUGAGAAGAGCAUUCGAACUGGCAUUUGCAACAACUUAUGCUUUUGUUGGCAGCGUGCCAUGCUUUCUAGAAGUUGAUCGUGUCGAUUUCUUAAAACCUGUGGAUGUCGGAAACUUCCUCCUUCUCAAGUCUUGUGUUUUGUUCACUGAACUCGAGAACCCAGAUCAACCGCUUAUCAAUGUUGAAGUUGUAGCUCAUGUUACACGGCCUGAGCUCAGGUCCAGUGAGGUAUCGAACAAGUUCUACUUCACAUUCACUGUCCGUUCAGAGGCCAAGAAAAGUGAUAUGAGGAUUCGGAAUGUGGUUCCAGCUACAGAGGAGGAAGCAAGGCGGGUGAUUGAGCGUAUGGAAGCAGAAAAGCUUGAGAAGUUAAAUCAUGGAUGAGUUUAUCUUCUGGUGAAAUAAGGGAAGCAAAAAGCCUGAAGGGUCCUGCUGGAGAGUUCUAAAACUUGAAAGAUAUAUCCAUUUUGAAACACCUUGAAGGCAAGUUUUUGCAAGUUUAGCUCCAAAACAAUUACCUGUGACAUUCUGCUUAAACUUUUAGAUUGAAAUUAAAAGUGCUGUACAUAAAUAAUUACUCCUCUUCUUGAUGCACAUACGUACUUGAGGCUUUAAGAGUGCAUUUGGAUUGAGGUAGAUGGAAGGAUAGAAAAUGUAACGGGAAAGGUUAUAAUCACAUUUGGUUUAACAUAAGGAAAUGAAUGGAAAAAGUGGGAGCAAUUAACCUCUUAAGCCUCGAAAAUGAAGGAAUAAAAAGAAAAAGGUAAAUUACACUAACCUCCCUGUUGAAUGUCUAAAUAACAGGGACCUCCCGUUUGGUUUAAAAACUAACACUUGACCUUCCCUAUGUCAGUUUACCAAUGACGUGAAAUGGCAAUUAUACCAUGUACUUUUAUUUUUUUUUAAUGAAAAAUAUUUGUCUUUUCAA